AUGAAAAGUGUUACGAAAAACAUCAAGAAUAAGACGAACAAAGAUGCAGCCAGAUUUUCACUUUGGAAUUUCUGGAUAGCAGCAUUAAUGUUAAAACUUUUAUUAAUACCGGAUUAUUUCAGUACGGAUUUUGAUGUUCAUAGAAAUUGGUUAGCUAUUACCAAUAAAUUACCUCUAAGAGAAUGGUAUUAUGAAAAUACAAGUCAAUGGACAUUAGAUUACCCACCAUUUUUUGCAUAUUUCGAAUGGUUUUUAUCCCAAUUUGUACCUAAAUUUGUUAAGGAAGAUGGAUGUUUGGAUAUUUUACCAGAGGGAGAAUUUGGUUGGAGUACAAUUGUUUUCCAACGAUUGACAGUGAUAAUUAGUGAAAUUUUAUUAUUUGUCGUAUUGCAAGUGUUUAUUAAUAAUAGUGGUUCUAAUGAAAAAACACAAAGUUUUGUUGUUGCAUCGAGUAUAAUUCUUUCACCAGGGUUUUUAAUGAUUGAUCAUAUCCAUUUCCAAUAUAAUGGGUUUUUAUUUGGGAUUUUGAUAGCGUCUAUUGUUGCAGCCAAAAAUAAACGGUAUUUGUUGUGUGGAUUGUUUUAUAGUAUUGCAUUAUGUUUUAAACAUAUUUUCUUAUAUUUGGCACCAUGUUAUUUUGUAUUUUUAUUAAGAGCUUAUGUUUUAAAUUUCCAAGAUUUCAAAUUCAAGAGUUAUAAAGAUUUAAUCCUUGUUGUUCAAUGGGGAAACCUUAUGAAAUUGGGGGGUAUUGUGGUUUGUGUUAUGGGAGUUUGUUUUGGACCAUUUUGGAGAGAUAUGAAUCAAUUAUUAAGUAGAUUAUUCCCAUUUUCUAGAGGACUUACUCAUGCGUAUUGGGCUCCUAAUUUCUGGGCAAUUUAUUCAUUUGUAGAUAAGAUGUUGAGUAUUUUAUUUGUUCGUGUUCCGUUUAAUAAAUUUAUAAAUUUGGAUAAGAUUGAAGAAAGAAAAAGAUGGAAUAAUGGUAGUAGAGGAUUAGUAGAGGAUGUUUUUUUCGUCAUCUUACCUCAAAUCCAACCUAAUUUGACAUUUGUCUUGACAUUAUUCUAUCAAGUCUUGGCAGUGGUUCCAGUACUUUUCGAUCCAUCUUUUAAACGGUUUAUUGGAUCAUUGACUUUAUGUGGGUUUGCAUCAUUUUUAUUUGGAUGGCAUGUUCAUGAAAAGGCGAUAUUAUUGGUUAUUAUCCCGUUUUCCUUUCUUGUGGUAUGUGAUCGUCGAUUAUUAUCAUCUUUCAUGCUUGUGGGGUCUGCAGGGUAUGUUUCUUUAUUCCCGUUACUUUUCAAGGGACAAGAUUUCUUAUUGAAAUGUUUAUAUUUGAUUGUUUGGUGUAUUAUUUAUUUUUUCGCAUUCCGUAAGACUAUUAAAUUAUCAUCUAGUGUGCAACGAAGAGUAUUUUUUUUGGAUCGAUUGACAAUAAUUUAUAUUUUUUCGUUGUUUUUGAUGGUAAUUCUAAUAGAAAUGAUUGAUUUGUUCAAGAAUCGGUUUGUAGUAUUACAAAAGUUUGAAUUUCUUGGAUUGAUGGUUUAUAGUGUGUAUUGUUCUUUGGGGAUUAUCAGUUCAUGGAUUGGGUUGUCAUGGUUGUAUAAUUUCGAUGAACCAUUGUGGAUGCCCAAAGGUGGUGUAUAA
This is a messenger RNA of Henningerozyma blattae CBS 6284, 1641 nucleotides long. It is a transcript of the gene ALG8, whose product is annotated as dolichyl-P-Glc:Glc1Man(9)GlcNAc(2)-PP-dolichol alpha-1,3-glucosyltransferase. The coding region runs from base 1 to 1641 and encodes 546 amino acids. Gene Ontology annotation, biological process: protein N-linked glycosylation. The transcript has a single exon. Lineage: Eukaryota; Fungi; Ascomycota; Saccharomycetes; Saccharomycetales; Saccharomycetaceae. Gene Ontology annotation, cellular component: endoplasmic reticulum membrane. Gene Ontology annotation, molecular function: dolichyl pyrophosphate Glc1Man9GlcNAc2 alpha-1,3-glucosyltransferase activity. The record is from RefSeq and is a predicted model, not a curated record.